Molecule: messenger RNA, 3756 nt
Organism: Linum trigynum
Lineage: Eukaryota; Viridiplantae; Streptophyta; Magnoliopsida; Malpighiales; Linaceae
Source: the annotation of a GenBank genome assembly
GGUUAAAAAUCUGUGGUAGACAAUCGAACAAUACAAAACAAAGAACAUACAUCCGUUCCAUUACUAAUAAGACUCCUAUAUAUUCAUUAAAUUGAAUGGCUGAAGUGCAUUUACAUACAUACCAUAGCAAUCAUCCGGUGUUCAUCAUUACCCCUAACCUUCAAUCAACAGCCAAAGUGUGAUCGAUUUUUCUGGAUCCAUGCACCCUCCUUUCCUGGAAGGAUAGGACUGCGGUAGCAGCUGCUAGAUGAGCUUGAGCUUUUUGUCCUCUGCUCCUUGUUCUUUUGCUAAGAGCCGUGACCCAUUUUUUUCCCCCCACCUUGCCCUCCAAGAAUUGGCCGCCCUCCACUUAUAUUUCCUAUUCCUAUUUCUUUCUUGCUGCCCACUUCCAUUAAUUUCAAACACAAACAUAAAAAAGCCACCCCCUCUCUCCCCCUACACCUUUCAUAUACAGCCGAACAGCAGCCAGAAAAAAAGAAAGCCAUGCGGCCGAGUUCCAACGGUGGAACUAAUAAUACGGCCAUGGAGGAGGAAGCAAAGCUCCCCUUGCUCCAACGAAACGACGACGCCCUUAUCCACAAAACAGCCGCCGCCCUCGUCAAGGACAAAAACGUCCCCCACGACGCUGCUGACGACAUCGUGACCAAGGUAUGGACGGAGACGAAGAAGCUAUGGCAUAUAGUGGGCCCCGCCAUCUUCAGCCGCCUCGCUUCUUACUCCAUGCUCGUCAUCACCCAGGCCUUCGCCGGCCACCUCGGAGACCUCGAGCUCGCCGGCAUCUCCAUCGCCAACAACGUCAUCGUCGGCUUCGACUUCGGCCUCCUGCUCGGCAUGGCCAGCGCGCUCGAGACGCUCUGCGGCCAGGCCUACGGCGCCAAGAAGUACUACAUGAUGGGAGUGUACAUGCAGCGGUCGUGGAUCGUCCUCUUCAUCUGCUGCCUCUUUCUCCUGCCGCUCUACCUCUUUGCGACGCCGUUCCUGAAGCUGGUGGGACAGCCGGACGACGUGGCGGAGGUGUCCGGGGUGGCGGCCAUGUGCAUGAUCCCGCUCCACUUCAGCUUCGCGUUCCAGUUCCCGCUCCAGCGGUUCCUCCAGAGCCAGCUCAAGAACAUGGUGAUCGCGUGGAUGGCCCUGCUGGCGCUGGUCGUCCACGUCUUCGUCAGCUGGCUGCUCGUCUACCAGCUCCAGCUCGGCGUGGUCGGAACCGCCAUGACGCUCAACUUCUCGUGGUGGGUUUGGGCCGUGGGAUGCUUCGGGUACGCGGUUUGGGGCGGGUGCCCGCUCACUUGGACCGGGUUCUCCAUGGAGGCGUUCUCCGGGCUCUGGGACUUCGCUCAGCUCUCCGCUGCCUCGGGGGUCAUGCUCUGCCUGGAGAAUUGGUACUACAGAAUACUGAUCUUGAUGACCGGGAAUCUCAAGAAUGCAGAGAUCGCGGUGGAUGCUUUGUCCAUUUGCAUGACCAUAAACGGGUGGGAGAUGAUGAUUCCGUUUGCUUUCUUCGCAGGAACUGGAGUGAGGGUUGCCAAUGAGCUUGGAGCUGGGAACGGGAAGGGAGCCCGGUUCGCCACCCUGGUCUCGGUGGUGCAAUCGGUCAUAAUCGGCUUAUUCUUCUGGCUGCUGAUCAUCAUCUACGACGACAAAUACGGGUGGAUUUUCACCAACAGUAAACCGGUUCUCGAUGCGGUCAACCAGCUGUCCAUCCUCUUGGCUUUUACCGUGCUUCUCAACAGCGUGCAGCCAAUUCUCUCAGGAGUGGCUGUAGGGUCGGGAUGGCAGAAGUAUGUGGCCUACAUAAACUUGGGCUGCUACUAUCUCGUUGGAGUCCCUCUAGGGUUUUUGAUGGGCUGGGGCUUCGACCUGGGAGUCAAGGGAAUCUGGGCUGGAAUGAUAUUUGGAGGAACAGCGUUCCAGACACUGAUAUUGGCCAUCAUAACCAUCCGAUGCGAUUGGGAUAAAGAGGCAGAGAAAGCAAGAUUACACGUAACCAAGUGGUCAGAAGUCCAAUGAGAAAGAAGUGUUUGAACCAGCAGACAUGGCUGGAAAAGGAAGAUGAUGAUGAUGAUGAAAACGGAUCGAUGUUGGACUAAUUAAUGGCGUUUUCUUUGGCAAGUCAUGGCAAUGGCAAUAUGGAUUAUUAGCUCCAAUAUUCAAUUACCAAAUGCAAAUUAGGGGUUGAUUAUUAGAAUUUUGUUAUCCCAAAAGGAAAAUGUUGUAUAUCAUGUUAACACGAUGAUUUCAUAUCUUAAUAAAAGAAAUCGAUCACGUCAUAACUCAUAAUACAUUAUCUCUUUGCUAAUGCAGCAGUACUAUUAAUGGCCUUGAAUAAGCUUGUAUUAGACUUUUCAUUUGGAGCGAGUCUAUCCUCCUUGGGAUUUGGGCGAAAAUCCAUACUCAUCAAGAGACUGCCUCCGACAAUUUUGUGGGGAUAUUGCAUAUUUUAAUUGUAGUACCUUGUCACCUGUCUCUUUGUUUCUUCGAGAUAUAUGGAUGCCAUGUCUCGACGUUCAUCCAACAAAUCCAAUUCGACAACGCAAACUUUCGUGUUUGUGGAAUCUUGGAAGUGCGCCACCCUAAAAUUUGGGAUGCACAGUUACACUAGAAUGACCGUUUUGUUUUCAGAUGUUAUCACAAAACAUUAAGUUAGUUUGAUACCUCCUUUGUUACAAUGAGUUGCAUGUCCGCGAUAAAAUCAACGAAAGUGGCUAACUAGGUCAAAGCACCAGCACCCACAUCCUCUUUCCUUGGAAUGUGCAUGAAGGUUACAUCACAAAACCACGCGCUCUUAUGUUUGACACUCUCCAUGCACGCCUCUAAGGAUUCCUCCUUGACAUCAUAUACGCCAUGCAACUAGUUAACCACCAGAACCGAAUCUAUACUUACGGCGAUCUUCUGCACCCCCUGCUCUCGUGCCAUUCGGCAACGUUGUUUAUCUUCAAGGUUGAAAACCAUAGUGCCACUUUAUGCUUGGCGCCUAAUGGACGAAUGAUCACAAUGUCAUCGUUGACACCUACACGGUUUGCUACCCCGUCGACAGUGACUUGCCAUUUGCUAACAUUCUUUGGCUGCCUCCCCUGGAUCAGUUACUCCUUCGAAUGUGAAACCCAUCAAUACAUACGCCUUGACUGGAGGUCGUGGAGCAUACCGAGUGUCAUAUUUUCUCAGCUGGACAUCCCACUUCACAAGGUGGCCUGCCACGUUCUUCAACCCACGUUCCUUUCAAUGGUAGGUUAGUGAGCACCACGAUCGGUUGCGCCUGAAAUUAAAGGCACAACUUAGUUGGAGCAUUGACUAUUGCCAAGGUAGCCUUGUUAAUAGACACGUCACUCAUUUCGUGCCCCACCAUUGUCCUGCUUACGUAGUAAAUUGGGCGCUCAUCAUUUGUCUUCUCAUUCCUGGAUAUCAAUACAACACUCACAACUGUGUGGGAGAUAGCUAUAUCUAGGUACACCACUAUGUUUGCCUUGAGGACCGUCAUACCAGUGGGCUCCGUCGAUAAACUCUUUAAAUGCCCAAAUACUACAUCACAGUCUUUCGUACUUAUGAAGUGUGAUGCUUUUUUCAAACCCUUAAAAAAUAUGGCACCCUUAUCUGCUAACUAAGGUAUAAACUUCCAUAAUUUAACUAUGCGUCCUGUCAAUCCUUGUACUUCCUUAGGCGUUCUAGGUGGUUUAAGGCUCAUGACGACUUCCACUUGCUUUGGGUUGGCCUCUAUUCCUCUCUUUGUAAUCAUAAGACCUAUAAAUUUUUCUAUUUUCG